Molecule: messenger RNA, 444 nt
Organism: Kalmanozyma brasiliensis GHG001
Lineage: Eukaryota; Fungi; Basidiomycota; Ustilaginomycetes; Ustilaginales
Exons: 1
Coding region: 1-444 (147 amino acids)
Source: RefSeq, a predicted model, not a curated record
AUGCCUUCGACCGCCCCACUACACACGCUGCUACGCCGCCAGUCCGGAGCAGAGUCCUCCUCGCUCUUGCCGCUCUGGAUCAUCCUCGGCAUUGGUGUAGCGUUAGCCAUCGGCUGGUUCGCCCUCUCAUCGUGCCUUGGCGACAACGCUCGCGAAGCACUAGCAGAACGCAUUCGCGGACUCUUCGGUCGCGGCCGAUCAGGCGGAGCGGGUUCGUACGGCAGUGGCGGUGCUUCGGGCAGCCGCAGUGCGUACGGGAGAAUGCGCGAUGACGAGGCGGAAGCAUUCGACAUCAACGCAGCCGAACACGAUCUCUAUGAUGAUCUCGAUGCGCCGCACCAGCCGUACAAUCAUCACUCGUCGUAUCCUCCCACAGGUAGUGGUGCUGGCGCGUCCAAGAUGGACGAUCUCGAUGACGAUCUCUACGACCGCAGACACCCGUGA